Gadus macrocephalus (Pacific cod) is the source of this 12141-nucleotide messenger RNA. Its product is annotated as sodium channel protein type 4 subunit alpha B-like. NCBI's taxonomy places the organism in Eukaryota, Metazoa, Chordata, Actinopteri, Gadiformes, Gadidae. Gene Ontology annotation, biological process: membrane depolarization during action potential; neuronal action potential; sodium ion transmembrane transport. Gene Ontology annotation, cellular component: axon; plasma membrane; voltage-gated sodium channel complex. The record is from RefSeq and is a predicted model, not a curated record. Gene Ontology annotation, molecular function: voltage-gated sodium channel activity; protein binding.
CUGGUUGGCGGAUGACUUCGAUACAGAGCAGGAGCCCAGCGGUCCACCGACCAGCAGCCCUGUCGUCCUCUUGCCAUUUGUCUCGCAACCACUUCAAAAAGUUGUUGAAUGAAUGUUAAUAACAUAAGUUCAAGCAGUGAAAAGUCAGCCUGGUCCUGAUGAUGGCGGACAGAAGACAGCAAGCCGUCACCACCAGGAAGAGGACUAGAGGACCAGGGCUCCCCGGGGGGCACUAAUGGGAAAUCACGGACACUAAGGGGCACUCACGGACACUAAGGGGACUCACGGACAGUAAGGGGACUCAAGGACACUAAGGGGGACUCACGGACAGUAAGGGGAAUUCACGGACACUAAGGGGGACACGCGGUGCGUCAGCGCGGUGUCUGGAUGACCCGAUAGACGUCUCCUCCUGGUGUCUUGUCUCCAGGUCUUCAGCUCCGUUUCUGUUAACAACCCGGUUUGGUAGGCUAUUUUACGCGCGCAACGGUAAGAAGAAGAAGAAGACCAAGGGGAGUUCGGAAUAUGGCCCGGUCCGGGAGGUCGGAAGGGGGUUCCUGAUCCAGUCUGUUCACCACGGAGGUCCACAUCUGCUGAGAGAGGCCAGUCACUAGGAGGUGGAUCAGGAUGAGAAGAUGGCUGGCUAUGUGUUUCCAGUGGGACCAGAGUGUUUGCAGAGGUUCACACAGGACUCGCUGGCCGCCAUCGAGCUGCGCAUUGCUCAGGAGCAGGCCAGACGUUCAAAGCACUACCAGGAGGACCUGGGGGACGUGGAGCUGCCCAGCCCUCGAGGAGACCUGGAGGAACAGCUGCCCAGGAUCAUCGGGGAAAUCCCCUCCCAUCUCGUGGGCCUACCACUGGAAGACAUCGACCCCUACUACUUUAAGGAGCAGAGGACCUUCAUAGUUCUAAACAAAGGGAAAGCCAUCUUCCGCUUCAGUGCCACCUCAGCGCUGUACGUGUUCAGCCCCUUCCACCCUAUCCGGAGGGUCUCCAUCAGGAUCCUGGUCCACUCUCUGUUCAGUCUGUUCAUCAUGUGCACCAUUCUCACCAACUGCUGCUUCAUGGCCAUGUCGGAGCCAGCUUACUGGGCCAAGUACCUAGAGUAUACCUUCACAGGUAUCUACACCUUUGAGUCUCUGAUCAAGAUCCUGGCCCGGGGCUUCUGUGUGGGGCCCUUCACCUUCCUGAGAGACCCCUGGAACUGGCUGGACUUCAGUGUCAUCGUCAUGGCAUAUGUGACUGAGUUUGUGGACCUGGGCAAUGUGUCCGCCUUAAGGACAUUCAGGGUCCUUCGAGCGCUCAAAACCAUCUCAGUCAUCCCAGGCCUGAAGACCAUCGUUGGGGCCCUGAUCCAGUCGGUGAAGAAGCUGGCUGAUGUGAUGAUCCUGACCGUGUUCUGCCUGAGCGUGUUCGCCCUCAUCGGCCUGCAGCUCUUCAUGGGCAACCUGCGGCAGAAGUGUGUGCGCAGCAGCAGCCACUGUGUGACGGGCAGCCUGGCCGCCAACACCUCCUUCUACUGCAACAACAAGACCUGGUCCUCCAUCAAGGACUUCGUCAAUGACGAGGACAACUUCUAUAAAGUGGAAGGAGCCAAGGACGCGCUUAUCUGUGGGAACAGCAGCGACGCCGGGCGGUGCCCGGACGGGUUCGAGUGCCUGAAGGCUGGCAGGAACCCCAACUACGGCUACACCAGCUUUGACACCUUCGGCUGGGCCUUCCUGUCCCUGUUCCGCCUGAUGACGCAGGACUACUGGGAGAACCUCUACCACCAGACCCUGCGCUCAGCGGGAAAGACCUACAUGGUGUUCUUUGUGGUGGUGAUCUUCCUGGGUUCCUUCUACCUGGUCAACCUCAUCCUGGCCGUGGUGGCCAUGGCCUAUGAGGAGCAGAAUCAGGCCACCAUUGCUGAGGCCUGGCAGAAGGAGCAGGAGUUUCAGCUCGCUAUGGAGAGCCUCAAGAAGGAGCAACAGAAAACUCUAGACACAGACUCAAUGAUGUCACCGGAAACCUCCCCCUUUGGGCUCCCAUUUGACGAAAUGGAGGAGAGGAGGCGAAGUCAAGGCCUGCUCGGUGUGACCAACUUGGAGGGCAACCUAUCAGAGGAGAAGCUGCUCCAGCUCGACACACUAGAGGGGGAAAAGGUCCCCCACCCCUUCCUGUCCCGCUCCUUGUCCACGCGUCGCGGCAGCCAGAUCUCCUCCAUCUUCAACUUCCGGCUACGGAGCCGCGGGUCGGAGGGGGAGAUGGCCGACGAUGAGUAUAGCAUCCCAGGGGAGGUGGGGGAGGGGCCGGGGAGUCGGGCCAGAAUGGGGAGCCUCCUGCCUCACCCCUGGACCACACGGCGCCCCAGCACCUACAGCACGGCCAGCAGGGGGUCACAGGUUUUUUAUCCUUCUCUGAAUGUUAAUGGAAAGCUGUUUGUUGGAAUGGACCAGAACGGGGUCUCCCCGCCAGCCAUGCAGGGGCAGCUGCCAGCCUGCACCAUGGAGCGGGUCAAGGAGGAGAGUGUGCCUACCUCUACCACAGAGCUCAGCAACAUCCUGGCCCCCAGGCGGCUCUCCUCCCAGGGCUCCUACCGGAGGGACCGGGCCCUCAGCGCUGCCAGCUACCUCACAGACGCCAUGGAAGAGCUUGAGGAGGCCCAGAAGAAGUGCCACCCCUGCUGGUACGUGUUGGCGGAGCGCUACCUGGUGUGGGAGUGCUCCCCCUUCUGGCUGAGAGUGAAACAGCUGGUCAACGUGAUGGUGAUGGACCCCUUUCUGGACCUGGCCAUCACGGUGUGCAUCGUGCUCAACACCCUGUUCAUGGCUAUGGAGCACUACCCCAUGACGGACGAGUUCAAUGGCAUGCUGAGCAUCGGCAACCUGGUGUUCUCUGGUAUCUUCACGGCGGAGAUGCUCCUGAAGAUCAUCGCUCUGGACCCCUACUACUACUUCCAGACGGGCUGGAACAUCUUCGACAGCAUCAUCGUGUGUCUCAGCCUCAUGGAGCUGGGCCUGUCCGAUGUGGAGGGCCUCUCCGUCCUCCGCUCCUUCAGACUGCUGCGUGUGUUCAAGCUGGCUCGCUCCUGGCCCACCCUCAACACGCUCAUCAAGAUCAUCGGUAACUCCAUGGGUGCACUGGGGAACCUCACGCUCGUUCUCGCCAUCAUCGUCUUCAUCUUCGCUGUGGUCGGCAUGCAGCUCUUUGGCAAGAACUACCAGGACUGUGUGUGUAAGAUCUCAAAGGACUGUGUUCUCCCCCGCUGGCACAUGAAGGACUUCUUUCACUCGUUCCUCAUCGUGUUUCGCGUUCUGUGUGGCGAGUGGAUCGAGACCAUGUGGGACUGCAUGGAGGUGGCGGGCCAGCCGCUCUGCAUCCUGGUCUUCAUGCUGGUUAUGGUCAUCGGGAACCUGGUGGUGCUGAACCUGUUCCUGGCUCUCCUGCUGAGCAGCUUCAGCUCUGAGAACCUGUCCGCUCCAGACGACGAUGGCGAGAUGAACAACCUGCACAUCGCCAUCCACCGCAUAACCAGGGGCCUGACCUGGUGUAGGGGACAGGUGGUGGAUUUCUUCAAUGGGAACCUGAAGCGUCGGAGGAAGAAGCGGAAGGAGGCCAAAGCCAUGAUGAAGUUGAAACGCCUCAGCAGCACACACACACCUGAGUGCAACGGGGCCGUUAUAGGCCGCAGUCUGGAGAAGUUCGUGGCCCCGGAGGAGGACAGCUACAUGACCAACCCCAACCUAACCAUCAGCGUGCCCAUUGCGCCGGGGGAGUCUGACGUGGAGUUCCCAGAGGACGAGGACGAGGAAGAGGAGGAGGAGGACCAGCGGAGCGUCACCUCGGAAAAGGAGGAGGAGGAGAUGGAGGAGGGGUUGGAGCAGAAGGAUGAAAUCAGCCUAUCAGAGGGCAGCACGGUGGACCUGAGGAAGCCCGGGGAGGAAGAGGACCACUUCUCAGAGAUGGCAGAGGAAGCCAUGGACCCUGAGAACUGUUUCCCUGACUUGUGUGUGCGGCGGUUCCGCUGCUGUGACGUAGACACGGCGGAGGGCCUGGGUUUGGUCUGGUGGAGGCUGAGGAAGACUUGCUACCACAUCGUCGAGCACAGCUGGUUUGAGUCCUUCAUCAUCUUCAUGAUCCUGCUCAGCUCAGGGGCUCUGGCCUUUGAGGACAUCUACAUCGAGCAGAGGAAAGUGAUCAAGGUGAUCCUGGAGUACGCUGACAAGAUCUUUACCUACAUCUUCAUCCUGGAGAUGCUGCUGAAGUGGAUUGCCUACGGCUUCAAGAAAUACUUCACCAACUACUGGUGCUGGCUGGACUUCCUCAUCGUGGACGUGUCCUUGGUCAGUCUGGUAGCUAACACACUGGGCUACUCAGACUUUGCUGCCAUCAAAUCCUUACGAACCCUGCGGGCCCUGAGGCCUCUCAGAGCUCUGUCCAGAUUUGAAGGCAUGAGGGUGGUGGUGAAUGCCCUGAUCGGGGCCAUCCCCUCCAUCAUGAACGUGCUGCUGGUCUGCCUCAUCUUCUGGCUCAUAUUCAGCAUCAUGGGCGUCAACCUGUUCGCUGGCAAGUACGGCCGCUGUGUGAACCGCACGGGCUACGUGUACAACGCCUCCUUCGUAAACAACAAGACUGAGUGCCUGGCGCUCAACGACACUCACUUCUACUGGAGCAAGGUCAAGGUCAACUUCGACAACGUGGGCGCGGGCUACCUGGCGCUGCUACAAGUGGCUACGUUCAAAGGCUGGAUGGAUAUCAUGUAUGCAGCUGUGGAUUCGCGCUCGGUAGAGGAGCAGCCCAUCAAGGAGGUCAACCUCUACAUGUACCUCUAUUUUGUCAUCUUCAUUAUCUUCGGCUCCUUCUUCACCCUCAACCUCUUCAUCGGCGUCAUCAUCGACAACUUCAACCAGCAGAAGCGAAAGAUAAGGGGACAGGACAUCUUCAUGACGGAGGAACAGAAGAAGUACUACAACGCAAUGAAGAAGCUCGGCUCCAAGAAGCCCCAGAAGCCCAUCCCCAGACCUAUGAACCCGGUGCAGGGCUUCUUCUUCGACCUGGCGGGAAAGCAGGCGUUUGACAUCCUGAUCAUGGUGCUGAUCCUGCUCAACAUGAUCACCAUGAUGGUGGAGACGGACGAGCAGGCGCCGCACAUGGAGGCCAUCCUGAACAACGUCAACCUGGCCUUCAUCGUGCUUUUCUCUGCCGAAUGCCUGGUCAAGAUCAUGGCGCUCCGCUGCUACUUCUUCACCGUGGGCUGGAACAUCUUCGACUUCGUGGUGGUCAUCCUCUCCAUCGUGGGCAUCGUGUUAGCGGACAUCAUCGAGAAGUACUUUGUGUCGCCGACGCUGUUCCGAGUGAUCCGAUUGGCCCGCAUCGGCCGCGUGCUGCGGCUGAUCCGGGGCGCCAAGGGCAUCCGCACGCUGCUUUUCGCCCUGAUGAUGUCCCUGCCAGCACUCUUCAACAUUGGCCUCCUCCUCUUCCUCGUCAUGUUCAUCUACGCAAUCUUCGGCAUGGCCAACUUCGCCUACGUCAAGAAGCAGGCGGGCAUCGACGACAUGUUCAACUUCGAGACAUUCGGGAACAGCAUGAUCUGCCUGUUCCAGAUCACCACCUCGGCAGGCUGGGACAGCCUGCUCAGCCCCAUCCUCAACAACUCCCCCGAGGAGUGCAACGCCCAGCUGCCCCACACCGGCACCAACGCCAGAGGCAACUGCGGAAACCCCUCGGUAGGCAUCACUUUCUUUGUGACCUACAUCAUCAUCUCCUUCCUCAUCGUGGUCAACAUGUACAUCGCCAUCAUCCUGGAGAACUUCAGCGUGGCCACGGAGGAGAGCACGGAGCCGCUGAGCGAGGACGACUUUGAGAUGUUCUACGAGGUGUGGGAGAAGUUCGACCCGGAGGCGACGCAGUUCAUCGAGUACGCCAAGCUGUCGGACUUCGCCGACACGCUGUCAGAGCCGCUGCGAAUCGGCAAGCCCAACAAGAUCAAGCUGAUCAGCAUGGACCUGCCUAUGGUGAGCGGGGACAAGAUCCACUGCCUGGACAUCUUGUUUGCCUUCACCAAGCGCGUGCUGGGCGAGUCGGGCGAGAUGGACGCGCUCAAGCAGCAGAUGGAGGAGAAGUUCAUGAUGGCCAACCCGUCCAAGAUCUCGUACGAGCCCAUCACCACCACGCUGCGCCGCAAGCAGGAGGACGUGUCGGCGUCUGUCAUCCAGCGCUGCUACCGCCGCCACCUGGUGCGGAGACAAAUGAAGGCGGCGUCCUUCCUGUACCGCCAGCUCACCACACCGCGCCACGCCUCGGGCGAGGACGAGGCGGGUGGUGCUGGGGAGGAGGCAGUGGAGAAGGAGGGGCUGAUCGCCGCCAUGAUGCGGGAAAACUACGGCUCUGGUGGGGCGGCCAUGGAGCACUCCCAGACCGUCUCCACCAUCUCCUCACCACCGUCCUACGACAGUGUGACACGGGCCACCUCGCAGCUCUUUCACGGGCUCACCCCCAAGACAGAAGUGCCUGGCGCAUCACACAGCGAACUCAGCAAGCCGUCGCCACCAGAGGGCCCCGCGGACCCCAAGCAUGGGGUGUAGCCGCGACUCAGCUGGGUAUCAGAGGCAAUAACGCGGACCCCCAGCCUGGGGUGUAGCCGCCAUUCAGCUGGGGAUCAGAGGCACAAAACAACUCAACUAAAACACAAAACAAAGGCUGAUGGAAGAUCUUCCUGUUUGGGGUGAAAUGUGUACAUUCAUUUGAUGAAUUAACCAUAGAUCACUUCAUAAGAGUGAGGAGGAAGCAAAAUCAGGAGGGAUAUGAGAAGGACCGACGUGUAAGGAUCAAUUAAAAGAGCAAACAAUGAGGAUUUUAUCUUUCUUUUAUCAAACCCUCUUUUCAUCCAAUUUGAGGUCCUAAAGUCCUCCCUGCCGGUUGUUGUCAGGAGAUUCACAUUGAGGUCCAGGAGCAUUGAAACAAAUGAAACAGCAUUGAAACAGCGACCACUGGGAUACCUGUGAACUUCCUGCAUUGUCAUGACAACGGGAGCCUAGACGGUUUGAAGAGUCCCCGAUAUUUUGACCUCAGGGGCAAAAGAGAGGUUCUAGAAUCUACAGGGUCCAAACACUCAACUGAUCUAUCUAUCAUUCAUUAGACAGGGAGGGCCCAAUAGUCCACCCAAUAGUCAUCAAUAUUUAUGAAGCAUCUUGGCUUUAAUAGACUCUGGGUGGGAACACUUGGACCACUUUCUGACCAGGCAUUGAGGGACUAAUGGGAAUACAACAGAAAAGGGAUUUUCAUAGCCAAAAGUAAACUUUAUUGAUGCUAAAAGUCCUUUAAUAUUGUUGCGAUUAUUACAUUUUCUUAUGUUUUUUAGAGUAAGUUGAGCAAAACGAUGAAAUGAUGCUGGUAGACUGGGCUGGCGUCUCGCUUAACAACCAGGUUGCCACGUCAGAAGGGGCAGAGAAACAUUCUUUAACGUCUGGGAUCGCUUCCCCUGUCCACCUGCUUUUAUUGAAGAAUUUUGCACUUUUGUUUAGUUUACCUGGGCUGUCACCCACAAACAGAAAAAAAAAGCUGUUUAGAGCCUGAUACCUAAGACUACAUUGCAAUGAUUUUGUUGUCUUCUUUUUUGGGAGGUAUUUUACUUGAGAAAGCGCCACAACAGACGCCAGUAACACAAAACGAAACACAUCCAAGAAUCUCCUGAUGCUUUAUCUAGUCUACAUCUUCAUACCGCACGGUUCCCCAUUCAAGCCGUGGAUGAUUUGUCAUCAAGUCACUAUUUUUUUUUUUUAACACUCCUGGUAUACUGUAUUCAACCUAUGAAUUCAGUUCUAACAGCUGUUUGCCCUUGUGUAUUAGGGGGGCUCAUCCACAGGGCCCAAAAGCCAUGCACAAAAAGGAACAGAGUGGAGGUGUACUUCAGAUACUACACCGCUAGAAAGGAUGAGAGAAGUAGACUUCUUGUCUUGAGAAGUCACUAAAAAUGGGCCAGCAUCCAACGUGCAUUUCACACAAUAAAAAACACUUUGAUGUGGAAUGUGGUGCUAUGAUAAAAUUGUUUAAAUACAGAGAAUAUGUCCAAUAGAGAUCAGGUUAGUUAGAUGUACCUGAAGAACAGCCUCAUCCUGCCCUCAUUACUUGUGGCUAUAAGUGAAAAAAACUUCAGAUUCUUUGGUCUGCAUUCAUUUGCCAGUAUAUGUAUACUGAACUUGCAUGGCAAAUGGAUCUGAAAUCUAAAAAUCAUCCACUGUCAGGAAAUCUGAACUGAUGUGAUUUCUCUGGCCAUGCAUCGUUUAUUUGGCAGGAAUGAGGCUGGAACAAACUCAUUCAGGGCUGACUUCUGGUUGUUAAAGUGCUUUUUUCUCUUUUUUCUGAGUUGGAUCAAUAGUCGACGUUUAGAAAAACCAUCACAUCUGUAGUAAAGCCAGAAAUAAUUGAAGGAAUAAUGUUUUCAAGUGUCAGUGUGCUAAAGCAGAUCAGGAAAUGCUAAUGUGUGCACUUCAGUGCAGUGAAUGCACAUUUUUAAUACAUGUGGCAGAAAUACCCUUUUAAAUACACUUGUUAAAAUGAAGACAAUUAAACAAGGUUUUUAAAUGACUUGGCACCAUGAUUAUUCAAACCGGGGCGAUUAAUGUCAGGUGUUUUUUUUUACAAACAUAAUAGAGUACUUUCCAGGGAAGGAAACGGACAUGUAACAGAGGGUGGUUGAUUCAGCUGUAUUGUCAUGAUUCGAUGGUCUGUUUCAAGUGCCGUUAGGGACGGUAGUGACCAUCCUUUUAUACUGGCUGACAAAUCCAGACCUGUAUCAGUCCUGACCGCUCCUGGGCUGUUUACACAUUUAGCGUAUAUUUAUGAACGAUGAAGACAUUAGGAGAGCAGGUUAGAUUUUAAAGAAUAUCCAUUGCUGGUCCCACAAUAACUUUAUCUGAAUUCUCCUAUGUUCCAACUCUGGAGCGAAAUAACUUAUUUUCUUACCAUAGAUUCCCAAGAAAUGUAUUAAUGCUUCUUAUUUGACGAAGGAGUUGCUGAUGGAUUGUUUUAUUGAUUGAAUGGGUUGUUGUGUUAGUUUUUGUGUGUUAUGAUGUUCUGGAUCACAGAUGGAAAGUGGUGGCACCUUAUCUAUUUUGCACAGAGAAACAAAAAAACAAAACGUCUAGCAAUAAUGGUUUACUGAUACUGAUUUGAUACCGCCUUACUUUAAUGUGUUCCAGUGUAUUUAUCUGUGUAUUAUUGUCGGGCAAGUCAUUGAUAGCCUGCUGAGUUAAUACAUUGGCACUGUGUUCAUGAACAGUGUAGACAUUGUAAUUGGAGUCCUGAACACCUGGGCAACCAAUGCUUUACAGACCAAUCUUUUUAUCAUAAUGGUUUAUCCCCCAAUGAUGUAAUCAAAUCUGUCAUAGCUUUGGUAAUUCCAAUUGGUUAACACUCACCUGUCCGGAGAGUGGUUUCUUCCCAUUGGUUAAUACAUAUGUUAUUAUACUGGAAUAAGAAAAUGUUAAAGUAUAGUGAUAUCCUUUUAUUAAGAAGCAGUGUCAAAGUGUGCGUAUUAUAGAGCCUUUGUUUAGUCUGGUUGAAACUCAAAUAGUUCCAACGAUAAACUCAAAUAAGUCAGACAACUUCUCUCUAUAAAUAUAUUUAUAUAUCUGUCUGUGUCUGGAUUUCAAUGUCUCUCUCCCUUUCUCUCUCCCUCUAUCUUUUGAUGAUCGACCAAGGGAAAGUUGCUAAUGCUUUACUAGACGAUUUAAAACAAAGCAGAAGAACAAUUUUACAGGCAGCGCCAGGACCCUAUUCUGCUCUUUCUACGAAAUUCUAAGUGGAUAGACACCCACUUAGCGAGUCGACUCCAGAGACACGGCAGAAGUUAGCUCCACAAGCAGAUUUCAGGGUUGCAGUUGUGUAUUGAAGGGCUGAUUUCAGUAGCAAUAGACCGAGAGUGUGCCUGGUACACAUGCCAUGCCCCCUCCCCCAACACCCUAGAAUGCCUUUCCGUUGCUUCAUGGGGUUACUGCUACUACUUUCUUUGUUUUGAUUGGCUGAUUGACCCGUGGAUAGGUUCCAUCAGUUUAUGGAUAUUCAUGCUUUUUAUAUGGACUCACCCCUCGUCACCCCAAGCGCACUCCCCACACACAAAUACACACAUGCAGAGGCAUAAAGACACCAUCAUAUUCUACUCAGAGAGCUUAGCGACUUCAAAGUGACAUUAUAGCUUCCUAACAGCUCCAUGGUGUACGUUUAGCACAAUGGGAUGUAGCCAUCACCAACCCACGGGCCGAGGGAGGCGCCCACAGGGCUGACUGGUGAGAAGGAGCACUGGGAGCGGAUCAGGAGUCUGAAGACCAUCACACCAUGUCUCCUCAGAGCUUCCUUUCUGCCGCUUCUGAUCCACAUCCCCAAACGGACACGCAAACCAUCCUGUACUAAGAAGAUGAAAAGCUGCUUUGCCAUCUCAAGACAAACGGACACACAACCAUCUCUGUAAUAAUAGGAUGAACCCGCAAAAAGAACAAAAUGUGGUUUCAUUGUUCAUUAUUAUUAUUAUUAAUGUUACUAUUACUUGUGUGAUAAAUGCAAUACAUCAACUAAGUGAACAGGCAUCAAAUACUGCUGUAUCUUAUUUAUGAAAGUGGAAAUGAAAAUGAUAUUUAUUUCCUUUGUGGUGUGGAUGUGGUUUCACCGCUCCCUGUUUACACACGGUUGUGAAAUGGCCUGACACUCAUCACAAACAGCCACUUGUCUGCUCAGAGGUUUAUAACAGUUAAACUAACAGUUAGUUUGUGUGUUAUUUCAUGAUUGCUAACAACAACGUCAGUGUCCUGGACAUCAUUGCUAGGUGUGAUAAUGUUAAAGUGCUCUUCUGCUCUGCCCUCUGUCUUCUCUCUAUUCUGUCAUCAACCAUGAUCUGUGGUUUGGUUAAAGACAUUAUACUAAUACCAUUAGGAUAAUUAUUAUUAUUAUUUAUUAUUAAUUUAACGGUAUUGUUUUAUUAUUAUACAGACAUCAUAUAACCAUGAGUAUGACCCUAUAUUCACCAUAUUUCUUAUCUAAUGUGAGUUGUAGAGGGUUUUUCAUCUGCUUAUGUCCCGCCCACCACACACACACACACACUGACUUUCCUCUUAGUUAUCAAAAUUGACAGAAACUGAAUAAAAAACAAAAAGAAUAAAAAUGUCGCAAGUCACAGGGAAAUUUUCAGGUUUGCAGCGAUGAAAGCUACGUUGUCGAUAUAAAGAAAAAAGAAAAAAGGUAAAAAAUAAGAAUAUACAUAGCCGAUAGACCGUUCCACAGCCGUUGUGUAUACAGAGGGAGGAGCAACUGGGUCAAGUAGGGUGCUGUACACCACCCAGCUAGAGACAGAAAACAGCGGAUGACUGGGUGAAGGGGCUGUACACCACCCAGCUAGAGACAGAAAACGGGAUGACUGGGUGAAGGGGGCUGUACACCACCCAGCUAGAGACAGAAAACAGGGGAUGACUAGGUGAAGUGGGCUGUACAACACCCAGCUAGAGACAGAAAACAGCACCCAUCCAGACAAACAGCUACAACAAGAAUACCACUACUGAAUAAUAUAUAUAUUACUUUUUAGUACUUUGAGUUUAAAUACUUUUUAGUACUUUGAGUUUAAAUACAUUUUAGUACUUUGCAAAUACUUGUCUGUAUAUAAAACAAAAGCCUCUGAUAAUAAAUGAGAAAAAAAAAUACAUACUGAAUUCGGUGGUGAUGUUGUAAUUAUGAACAAAUGUGUGUCCUGUUGAGUGAUUUGGUAGGGGUACCUUUUCCAAUGUCUUAGCUAACCCUAACCCUGUUGUGUGAUUUUGGUGGUAGUAUGUUUAUUUGUCUAAUGUCUAUUUUGGUUAAGAGACUAAAGCUGAAGAAGGCUCAAAUUCUUGGUUUGUGUACGGCACUUCAUAUAUUCUGUAUAGAUACCAUGUACUUCAAGGUACUGAUUACAGUUACUGAUUUAGAAUGAUGCUGAGAAUUGUACUUGUUAUUUUUGUGCUUGGAGCCAAACUAAACACUAAACACUACACAUAGAUAAACACUACACAUAGAUAAACUCCAAAAUCAAUGUUCCUGAUAUACACAAGUAUUGACAAGGGACAAGUAUUGUCUUUGUGUUUAUAAAAUGUAUAUAAUCCAUCUAUACAUUAAAACAAUUGUCUUAUUAUAUAUAUA